UCAACCCUGACUUCCAGCACUACACAUGGAGUGGUGAGAACUCCUACUUUGUGAGCGGCAACUGGGACUCUCUACAGAUUGGUGGAGGAGGAGGUGGCUUCGCCCUGUGGCUGGAUGCUGAUUUGUAUCAUGGAGCCAGUUUUUCCUGCCCUACUUUCCACAACGCACCUCUUUCCACAGAUGAAGACUUCAUCGUACAAGAUGUUGAAGUGUGGACUGUACAAAACUGAACGAGGACCCUGAAGCUGUCCUUCAUGGAGUCACUACACUUCAAGAGCUAGUAGCAGUUUAGACACUGUUAUCCUGACGGAGAGUUCUCCGUCAUGUCUGCACCUGCAGAUUAGUCCACGUACAGUACCAAGCCUUUUGGACUGGUUCUCAGACUGAGAUUUAUGCUUGGUUGAGCUGUGACUGUUAAAGAAACGUGGCUACAAGAAAUCCUGUUUUUCAGGUUCCUGCUGCUCUGAACUACUGGAUAUAUUUGAGCUGCUUGUGUCGUUCUUUGAUUUUGUAGAGAAUUAUGACACAAAGUUCACUGUAAAAGUGUUGGAUGAAGCAUGCAGAAACUGUAAGCACAUCCCAGGAGUAUACAUUUUGUUUUUAAUUUAUUAACUGUUGAACAGGCAGACAGUCUUAGUUAAACUAUGCAUAUGUUUGUGUGUUUAAGUCUGUCUUUGUUCUCAAGUUAAAUGAACUAUUGUUGGUAUUGACACUGUCAGAUGAGGGGACUCUCCUGUAAGAGUUUGUUUUGGAUCCUAACUCCAGUUGGAAACUACAGCAGGAAGUGAAGACCAAAUCAGUCGGGAGACAGACAGGAAUCAGGAGAAUGGAAGCAGAGCUGCACCACAGUCAGCUUUCUGUAAAAUGAGUGAUGCCUCGUGUUGGACGAGGAAGUGAACACGGUUGUUAACCGUCUGCUCCGUUUGUGCGCACAAAGAUUUGUGUUAUUGUUUGAAAUUCAUCAAGGGAAAAAAAUAAUUUUACUAAAUUUGGCAAAUAUUUUGUAUUACUUAAAUAUUUAAAAAUAGAUAUAUUAUUUUUACAAACAUAAAACAAGCUAGCAAAGCUAAUUUUUACAAGUGUGUUUGAUUUCCUUGAUUUUCUUGUCCUUUGUGUGCAGAUCUGAGUGUUAGGAGCAGUGCUGGCACUGCCAUUGUUCAUUUUGUAAAACCACAAUAAAAACUUUUUAUUUGCUG
Messenger RNA from Nematolebias whitei (Rio pearlfish), 1196 nucleotides. RefSeq names its product nuclear receptor coactivator 7. Gene Ontology annotation, biological process: regulation of transcription by RNA polymerase II; response to oxidative stress. Gene Ontology annotation, cellular component: nucleus. The record is from RefSeq and is a predicted model, not a curated record. NCBI's taxonomy places the organism in Eukaryota, Metazoa, Chordata, Actinopteri, Cyprinodontiformes, Rivulidae.